UUGAAAGUAGAGAAUCCCAAUUCAUUCAUUGAUGACUUUUUCUAUUUUUGGCAUGAAUGAAUCACAAGUUUUGUCAUUUUAACAUCACGGUCUGCUGUCGUCGGACCAUUAACUUUUAUCAUUAUUUAUUGUAACAUAGACAGUAUUCUGUGACUGUCAGACUGUGUUUGUUGAAUUGUCUUCAUCAAACUUUUGUGUAUUCAAUUAAAACUGUACAAACUUAUGUAUAAACUGGAAGCUUGUGACACUGGAUGACAUGGAUUACUAGCCAACGAUAAGUUAUUGUUAUAAGGAUACUGCUUUUAGAAUGUCUUUCAAUGGUGGUACAAAUCCGCAAGGGAAUCAAGCUCAGCGGCGCGCAAAUCUGCGCUUGUCUUUCAGUUCAAAUGGACCAAAUACACUGAGUAUUGAGAGAGAAGAACCACCUCGAUCCUUAGCUGACAUGGGACACAUAACACAAAUAGAAAGAAAUUUACGGUCUCGACAUGGAAUAGAUGCACAUGGAAGGUUGAAAUUAGAAAAAGGAGAGAUGAUUGAUUUCACGUCCGAAGAUUUAGAAGAUCUAUGUGAAAUAGGUCGUGGAAAUUAUGGUACUGUUGAUAAAAUGAAACAUAUACCAAGUGGGAAAAUAAUGGCAGUGAAGAGAGUGCGGUCGACUGUUGUUGAAAAAGAACAAAAACAGUUAUUAAUGGAUCUGGGUGUUGUGAUGCAAAGUAAUGACUGUCCAUACAUAGUUCAAUUUUAUGGUGCAUUGUUUAAAGAAGGUGAUUGUUGGAUAUGUAUGGAAUUAAUGGAAAUAUCUUUAGAUAAAUUUUAUAGAUUUGUUUAUGAAACACAACAUAGUUCAAUACCAGAAGAUAUUUUAGGAAAAAUUACAGUAGCAACAGUUAAAGCACUUAAUUAUCUAAAAGAAAAGUUAAAAAUAAUCCAUAGGGAUGUAAAGCCUUCCAAUAUUCUGCUGGACAGAAAUGGUAAUAUAAAACUCUGUGAUUUUGGUAUCAGUGGUCAACUUGUUGAUAGUAUAGCCAAAAGUAGAGACGCUGGUUGUCGACCAUAUAUGGCACCUGAAAGAAUAGACCCUAAAGUUUCCAGUAAGGGUUAUGAUAUACGCUCAGAUGUUUGGAGUUUAGGAAUAACUUUAACUGAGGUAGCUACUGGAAAGUUUCCUUUUAAAAAAUGGAAUAGUGUAUUUGACCAAUUGACGCAAGUGGUUCAGGGACCACCACCACGUAUUCAAGAUGACAUUAGGUUUUCCGAAGAAUUUAAAAAUUUUGUUUCUUUAUGUUUAACUAAAGAAGAAAGACAGAGGCCUAAAUAUACAAAACUUUUGGAACAUCCGUUCAUAAAGAGAUAUGAAGAGAUGGAAGUGGAUGUAGCAUCAUAUGUUUGUGCUGUUCUGGAUCAGCAUAAUGAAUUAAAUCCUUCACCUCAAUACAGUGCUACUCAAUCUUAACACUUAUACUAGUGCCAUAUCAGUACCUACAUAACUUGUACAUAUAAAACUACUAUACACACAAAUCUAUAUAUAAAAGAGCUAUUUUAUCACACAGUCAGAUGUGAUCAAAUAUAAAAGUGUGAAACUUGAUGUGAUAAAACAAACAAUUAAUAUUAGUAAUAAAAAAUAUCAAGUGAUGCUUCGGAAGUGCAGCUUAUUCAGACGAGUCUGCGGCAAAGAAAGUUAUCUUUAGUUUUAAACUGAAUUUAUGAUUUGUUCAUUUAUUCUGGUUGAAAGUAAAGUAUAUUUUGAAUAUAUUGAACUGUAUUAAGAAUGAUGUAUAUAUAUAUAUAUUUAAAAGUAAAAAAAGUGGGAAGGGGGUAUUUCAGAAAAUAAAAUGACUUCAGGUGUUUUUGUCAACCAAUGAAAUCUCUUUUUGAAAAUGUUUUGUAUGUUGAUUUGAGAAAACUGAAGAGGAAGAAGAAGAAAAACUAAUGGCAAAUCUUUUAUUUUUAGUUUCAACUAUUUCUUUUUCUAAAACUCUCCUCCAUACAGUAUUUCCUAAAGAUUUCAGCUUGGUCAACUAAAACACCUUUUAUUAAAAACUGAUCUAUGCAUUAUUAUUUAGAUGUCAGUUCUUUUCGUUUGGGGUCACUUCAUAUGCAAUUUGACUUUUACAAAUAAGAACAAAUUUCAUUAUUUUAACUAUAUGCGAAUUGUUGAAGGGACAGGGUUAGAAAUCUCUUUUGUAAAUGUUUACAUGUGAUCAGCUGUUUUUCUCUAUUUUUUUUCUUUUAUAUCUUGUAUAAUUCAUUUUGUACAGGUUUGUCAAAUUAAUGACAAACAUAUGAAGUAUGAAAAUUUGGUUUAAUUCAGAUUUAUAAUAGUGCACAAUUGAACAAUUUUACUGCUCCUAACUUGAGUUUAAGCCAUCCAGAAUUUUUGAAUUUAAACCAGGGCUUUUGUUGUAGUCAUAUUUGCCAAUAUUGACUGACUGCUUUUACGGUUGAUUCUAAAUUUGACUUUUAAUAUACUUUUGAUAAAAUGUGAAUUUAGCUCUAGUAAAAGAUGUGUAUUUGGUUCUAAGAAACUGUAUAGAAACCUAGCCAACAAAUUGAUUCUGUAAUACAAGAAAUUAAUCUGACCUAUACCCUAAGCUUAUCAUAUGUAAUAGCCAAGUAGCUUGGAUUAUUAUUAAAUUAUUGUUAUCUUAUUGAUGAUAUUGAUUAGCCCACGAUUUAAUUCAUUAAUAUUGAUUAUCGUAUUGUUUUGAGGGUUGUUAAGAUAAAGAGGUUAUACUAUAUACUCCAUGCUUUUAUUUUUUUGCCAGAAAAGAAAUGUGCAUAAAAUUAUCGAGAUUUGUGAUAGAAUGCAUUUAAAGCAUCAAUUUCCUGUCUUACAGUAUUUAUGUAUUUGUAUGCAGCAUUUGAUGUGGACAUACAUUGUCAUCAUGGUACCUUUGUCUAGCGAUUGGAGGUUGGGUGUCGGUCCACAAUUUCUCAUAACUGCUAUACAGAGCAGGGUUCUGGUGAGAUUUUUUUUUACAAAUUUUCAAGGAUGCUUUAUUUGGUCAUAAGAUAGAACUCAAGUGAAAUUCAAAAUUUUAUGUGUGGACUUAACCAUUAUUAGUCUUGGAAAUGGGAUACAGGAGAUAGUUCUUGAUAAAAAAAAAAAUAAAAGUGGGAUUGUUCAUAGGAACAUAAGAUGAAACCCUGUUUAACUGAAGAAUAUUUAGAUUAUGAACUAUGGAGUUUUACUUUCCUUUGACAUUUUGUCAUUUGAAGCUUGCAAGAGCUAUACAGCUAAGAGUCUUUUGUGGAAUCUUUAAAGACUUAGUUGGCUUUUUUAAAAUAUGCUCCGCAGUAUUUGUUGACAUGGAUGACUUUGAUGCUAGUAGGUGUGUUAGAGGACCGGACAAGCCACUGUCUAUAUUUUGAGAAUGAAUCAGUUGAAUUUGAUGUGUGAUUUAUGAAUUUUCUAAAGUUUUAAAGUUGAAUCUAAUCAUGUGAAUAAUUAUAUUUUCUAUGAUAAAAUAAUGUGAUGUGAUUACUGUAUUUUCCACACAUAAAGCAAUAUAAAUGUUAUACACUAUAAAAUAAUUUACUGUUAUCUCAUUUAAAGGAAAGAAAAAUAAUGCUAUUGGAAUGGACAAGGUUAUGAUUAUUCUCUAAUUAGGAGAUUAUAUGGAUAACUAAAAAAUAUAAAAAUUUCCACCAUGUAGAUUACUGGAAAUCAGAACUUAACUUGUCCAUGGAAAAUAUUAUGGUUGAAACCAAUUGUAUAUUGUAAUUAUUGCUGUAACGGCCAUAAAAAUUUCUUUUUGGCAUUAGUGAACUACAUAUUAGAUUGCUCUCCUGUACUGUAUUGUACUGAUUGGUUGAUGAAUUAGAAUUGAUGUGACUUUUAACUUGCCCACUUUAAGAAGUGUUAAUACUACUGUAAGAAAAAUUAACUAUGUAGAAUCUAAUUAGAUAACAAGUAUGGGUGCCUUAAUGUAAAUCUAACAUUACAUUUAUACGCUCUCUUAAAUACAUAUAGUUCUUUUUAAUGUAAAUCUAACAUUACAUUUAUAGGCUCUCUUAAAUACAUAUAGUUCUUCUUAGGAACAUUUUGAUGGUAAAAAUCUUGUUUUCAUCAUUGUUAUACAUGUAAAUGAAUUCUAAAAUCAAUGCUGUUGAUUGAUAUUACCUGGAUAGCAAUAUCGGAUAUGUUAGUCUAUUAGAGGCAUUUAGUAACUGAAUAGAGCAAUAAACUAUAACAAGCUCAAUAAGGUUGAGAGAAUGCCCUUGGAAAUGUCACCCAAAUAAAUUUUCCAUAAGUAUGUGUUAUAGUUUAUUGAUCAGAUAUGUUAUUGUACAGCAUGUAGAACUUAAAGAAAUCGAUAUUGUCUAAGCAUAUCCAUAAUGUUAUCCCACUGUAGCAUAAUUCAUUUUUGAAAAAAAUAUCAGACUUUUGUUAACUGUCUUUUGAAAACUUAAAACUUUUGAAAUAUUGAUAUAUAAUAAAACACUUUUAUUGCAUAAUAGCUGUUUGUGCAUUUGAGAAAAAGAUUGAAAAAGGCUUAGAUAUAUGUAGAAUUUAAGAUUUUAACAAUAAUAGGAAUGGAAUAAUGUUUUCUAUUACUAAAAAUGAAAGUAGAAUUUGAUUCCAUAGAUAUAAAAAUAGAUUCCAUUCAGAAUGUAUUUUAAUUUGUUGGUAUCUUUAUUUACUAACAUGUGACAAUAGUGAAGAGGAUUUAUCUUUAAGUUGAAAAUAUAAUAUUUUUACUGAGAAUCAUAUUAGUGCCGUAUUUGACAUAUUGAAAAUGUUUUUCUAUCCUACAAAAAUAUAAAUUGGUAGGUUUGAACAUUUGGUAAUUUUGAAAUAAUGAUUUUUAUGAAAUAUUUCAUUGUUAAAUGAAUUUUAGGUAUGAUAGUUUGUAAUAAUAAUAUAUUGUAGAUAUAUAUGAAUAUUGUUAAUAUUCCACUUCAACGACAUGUUAUAUUUAGUGCAUAUUUUUAAUACUGGAGAUGAAAACUAGGCUGUACAUAUUCUUAAAAUGAAGUGAAGAUUUGUUGGUUUUCAUGAUAAAUUAAGGAAGACGAAUAAAAAAAUAUGUCCCGACAAA
This is a messenger RNA of Patella vulgata (common limpet), 5042 nucleotides long. Its product is annotated as dual specificity mitogen-activated protein kinase kinase 4. Bases 308 to 1453 code for a protein of 381 amino acids. Gene Ontology annotation, molecular function: JUN kinase kinase activity; ATP binding. The transcript is spliced from 12 exons. NCBI's taxonomy places the organism in Eukaryota, Metazoa, Mollusca, Gastropoda, Patellidae. The record is from RefSeq and is a predicted model, not a curated record. Gene Ontology annotation, biological process: protein phosphorylation; MAPK cascade.